Molecule: messenger RNA, 477 nt
Organism: Aegilops tauschii subsp. strangulata
Lineage: Eukaryota; Viridiplantae; Streptophyta; Magnoliopsida; Poales; Poaceae
Source: RefSeq, a predicted model, not a curated record
AUGGCAAGGAACCAAGAUGUCGCGGCCGAGGAGAGGAGGUUGGCGGCCGAGGAGAGAAGGGUGGCGGCCGAGGAGAGGAAGGUGGCUUUGGAGGAGAGGAAGGUGAGCAAUGAGGAGCGAACUAGAUUGUUGGAAUGGGAGAAGCACUUGUUCUUCUUGGACACAUCUAACCUCAAUGCGGCGCAAAAGGAGUAUGUCAAUCUUGCCCGUGAAGAAGUCUUGAUCCAAAAAAGAGCCAUGGUUCGUGCAAUGGGUGGCGGUGGCCUCGGCGCAAUGGGUGGCGGUGGCCUCGGCGCCAUGGGUGGCAUGGGUGGCUUCGGAGCUACAGUGGGCGGUGCAAUGGGAGAUGCCGUUGAAAAUCUUGCCAACACCGUCGGAGCUUCACGUGAUGCGGUGCGCGAUGAGGAGAGGGAGGAAGAUUCAUCUUUGGAGGCGGAAGAAUCGUCUUCCGAAGACGAAGACGAGGACGAGGAAUGA